AUGAACAAUGUUGUUUCAGUCUCGGCCAAGAUACGAACGCUGACAGACUUCCAUUCUCGAAUAUCUGGGAAUCAACAACCGCCAUCAAAUGCUGAAGUCAUUACCACACUCAAGUACUUUACUCAGACUCUUAUUGGGUAUGUAAUUUCAAAAGACGUAUUUUUUGAAUUUUAAAAAAUAUUAUUAAGCAGAAAUAGCUCUUUGUGUAUUUACAUGAAAAACGUCUUUUUUAUUCUAGUUUGAGAUAGAUUUUUUAAAUUACAUGUUUUCGUGGUGGAACUCAAAGAUUUUUUCAAAAUUGAAAUUUUAAAAGUGAAAAUUGAAAAAAUGUUUGCAAGACUCAAGUUUUUGGUGGAUAGACCUAAAAAAACUUAAAAUAAAUGUUUUCGUUGUGAGACUCAAAGAGUUUUUCAAAAUUUCAAUUUUAAAAAGCUGUUUGUAAGACGCAGUCUUUCGUGGCAAAACCUAAAAAGCUUAAGAUUAAGGUUUUCGUGUUGGAACCCAAAAAUAUUAAUUUUAUUUUUAAGAAUUUGCAUUUUAGUUAUAACAUUUUAAAAAAUCGAAAAUAUCUUAAAUUCUAUGAUACUUGAUUAAAACUAAGAAUUUUCAACCGAAAUCAGAUGACCGGUUGUAUUUUACCUUACGUAAAAUCCCCAAACUUUAAAAUUUCAGAUUUCUCAAAGACAUAGCCCCAAAGAACGGUCAUCUUUUUGUGAAAUUCACCUCAGAUGCUCAGCGUUCCAACCUCUACCCAAACCUCAAUUAUUCUGGUCUCUUCUAUGGUAUCGUCAAUCUACUGGACGUGUUUCCACUGAUUCAAACUGGUCAAAGCGCAAUUGGAGAGGCAAUAUUGGACUGCCUGAAGGCGUUGUACUUCUUUUUGGAUCGAGAUGCUGUAGAUCAGUAUCCGAUAUUGAUUGCUUCUCAAUUGGACGUGUUUUCGAGUGAUUUGCACAAAAAGAUUGUCAGUCUGUUGACCGAAUGUGUUUUACCGUACACGCUGAGCGAGGAUUGUUAUGGUGCACUCAGUGUGCCGGUGGUGUUGAUGUUGGUGCUACAGCAACAUUCGGAUCCUUGUAAGGAUUUUUUGGAAAUUUAUUUUGGCGAAUGGGGUUUUUAUGGAUUUUUAGGUAAUAUGUAGAAUUUAAAAUUUUUUAUUAGUUUUAGUACUGUAAGUCAAAUUUUGGUACUACCAAGCUAUUUUUAGUACUAAAAAGUUUUUUUGGUACUAUAGUUCAAAAUACUAUUUUUGGUACUGUUUUGCCACAUUUUAUUGUAGGCUUCUAGAUUUAUCUACUCUUUUUGAACUAUGGUACUACUAGUACUAACUUUUACUUUUCAGCUCUACACACAUGUCUGAUUGAGAACCUGAUGGCCCAUAAGAAUGAUAUGUACGCUGUAAGUGUAAAAUACGCUAGGUACUACUAUGUUAUGUUGCUAUAGUAUAAAAAAAAGUUUUUAGGUUUAAAAACUAAAAUUUUUUAAUUUUUUGUUAAUUCGACAAACUUUUUGACUUUAACAAACAUUUUUGUAAUGAACUUUAACUUUUAUGAUAAUCUAAAAAUGAUAAAUUUAGGAACUAAUAGCAGUAAUCGCUAAAGGAACCAGUGAAGCCCGAGUAUCAGCGGCCAAUCUUCUCUUCCAUUACUGGCCGAUCAUCAAUCCUCACAUUAUUCAUCGCAAAGCCAUUCAGUAUCGAGCACAUGGUAAGGAAUAUAAUUUUUUGAAUGUUAAGUCUUUUUAAAUCAUAAUUUCAAAAAAAUUUCAAUAUUCAUUUUUUAAAUUAAAAAAUUUUAGAAAUAAAUUUCAGGUCUUACGACGAAAACUUGAGUUUAAACAUAAUUUAAAAGAUUAUUAAGAAAUUGAGUUAUUUUGUUGUUGAUAAGUUAACACAAAUAAUGAUUUUUUAAAAGAUUUCAUAUUAUUAUAUGAUACGUUGGGUCCCACAACGAAAACCCUGAUUGUCAGGAAAGUUUAAAAGUCUGACGUAUUUCUAUUUUAAAAACCGUAAACUUUAUAUUUUGUUGCUAAAAGCAUGAUAAAAUUUUAAGUAGCGAUGAUUCUGAUUUUUGCUUUUGGUCUUACAACGAAAACCCUGAUUUCUAGGAUAAGCUUUUAUUCCUUAAAAUUUUUAUCUAAAAACCUUUAAAUUUUAGCAUGGAGCUCCCCGAUCUGCCAAAACAUAAACUGUAAUGACAAGCCGGCGGCCGUAAAACGUGUCUACGAUCCAGUGUUGUGCGCCAAAAUGGCAGACUCGGCUCCGCCAAUGUUCUUGUGCAAAAACUGUUCAGAUGACAUUGAAACAAAAGAGCCGGUGUUUUAUAUUGCUCAACCCAUGCCAGCUUCGAAUGCUACCAUGUGUCAGAAUAAGGCGUGUGAGUCGACUAAUCGAGUGGCUAUUGGAACUUGUUUUCAUGUUGAUUGUAUACGAUCACAUGGCUUUGUACCAUUGAGGCUGUGUCAGGUAAGCGUGGGUAAGGGGAAGAAUUAAAGAAAGAUUUAUUUUUUGUGUGUUGUAAAGAAAGUUCUUGCCAUUUUUUACUUUGUAAAGAAAUUUUUCGCCAUUUCUUGCUCUUUUUUCAAAGUUUUUAAAUCUGUAAAGAAAGUUAUUGCUGUCUACUAUACCAAAACCUCUCUUCAGGAAUGCCUCCAAGCUAUCCACUGCACUAAAAAGCAUGAAGAACACUUGGUACACAUUGGUCUAACCUGUGCAUGGGACUCCGAAAUCGAGCGGGACAUGGUAGAAGCCGUAGUGAAACUUCUGAAAGAGACUUCAGGUCAACUAGAAGGUCAAGAAGGCGAAACGAAACGACCGAAAUGGCUGCGACAACUCGAAGCCGGCCAAUCUCUGGGCAAAGACAUAGACAACAUGAGCGACGAACGACGUAUGCUAAGUCGGUAUGGUAUAUGGCUGAUGGCUGCGUUAUGCCCACCUUCGAAAGAGGCACCAGAAGUUGGAGUGGGCUACAUCAUGAGCAUGUUAUUUCAAUGGUUUGCGACCACUGCGUUGUUACCUAAUGAUUCGAUGGGGGCGGCGUUGGAACAGCUGAAAACUGAUGUGAGCUAAUGUGUUUUUAGGUGGUUUUGAUGUAACAACGGUUAGAAAGGUCAUAUAGGGUAAUAGAAAGUCCAAAAAAGCGCAACAUUGGGAGUUACAAGUUUUCGUUGUAGGACCCAAAAUUAGAUGGGAAGGGAGUAUUUUACCGUAUUUUUGCUGUAAAAAUGAUUAAAAAGGUCAGACAUUAACAUAAAAACCCGAAAACCUGUUAAAAAUUAAAGUUUCAGGUUUUCGUGGUGGGACCUAAAAUUUUUGCUGUGUUUCAAAAUAUAAUGUUACAGUAGUAUAAAAAUGUGUAAUAAACCAUAAUAAUGGGAAAUUUUAAUCUAAUUUUGUUUUAGUUCGCAUCAGACUGGUUGAACAUGGCCAUAACCAAUCAUUACGAAGUGUUUAUCAGUAUUCUGAACCCAAAUCUGCCAGAUUAUGCUCAAGUUGGUGGUGUGUGGGACAAGUUAUGUUCACGAAAGGACCAGCUUAAGGAAGGAUUGUCAAAACUGUUGUCGUUAAUGCCAUACGACGUUAUUUCAAUGGAUACCUGGAACAGGGUUAUAGCGAAUUGGCUGAGAGUUAUAGCUGAACCGUCGGACGAUGAGGACUUUUCGGAAUUGAAAGUUUUGUUGUGGUAAAUGGUUUUUAAAAUUUUUAAAUUAAAAAAAAAGUGGAAAAAUUGCAUUUUUUUAAAGUUUCUAUAACAUUGGCACAAUAUUUUUUUGAAUUUUGUAGAUAUUUUAUGUUAUGCAGUCUGCGAAUGACAAUUUAUACGAUAAAUUACAUAUUUUUGUUUGGAAAGCAAGUGCUUGAUAUCUUUCGAAAAAAAGUUCUUGUUAUUUUUUGUUUUGUAAAAAAAGUUCUUACCAUUUUUUGUUUUGUAAAGAAAUUUCUUGCCAUUGUUUAAACAUUUGUUACCUAAAUCUAACAAUUUUCAGUAAAAUCUUCGAGCCAGAUCUCUGUCCCCUACCUUUCGACCAGAAGAAAGUAUUCGAAUUCAUUUUCACUCGAUUAGCGACCGGUAAUUACAAUGAGGUACUAGACGCUCUGGAUUGGCUCCACUUACUCUGUCGGAUGGAUAUUCGCAUAUCCAUGGACAUGAUAUUAGAAAUGGCAACAAUAUGUUUGAGAAGGAGUCAUGAGAUUAAGCCUACGGCUAAUGUUGAGGACGAUUUGGACGAAGACAUUGGCCCUAUGGCUGUUCAGGUGGUCAUGGUGGAUAUUGUCGCUCAGCAGGUGGGUAGAUUUUUUAAAAAAAAUAUGAAAAAAAUUUUUUUUUGACAAAAAAGCGCAGUAACUUUGUUUACAUAUUAAACAAUAUAAAUAAGUUUUAUUUUCAACGUAUAACUUGUCGCUCGCUCGCACAACGAAAAAUUUGAUUUUUAAGCUCUAUUUUUGUAAUAUAAGGCAAAAAGAGCAAGAACUUUCGUUACAAAACAAAAAACGGCAAAAAAUUUAAAAAAACAUAGAAUAGCAAGGACUUUCUUUACAAAAUAAAAAAUGGCAAACAUUUUGUAUACAAAGCAUAUAAAUAGAAAGAAUAUUAUUUGUCGUAUAACUUGUCACCAGCAGGCUGCAAAACACGAGAUUUUGAAGAUUUUUUAUCAAAAUGGCAAGAACUUUCUUUACCAAUCAAAAAAUUGCAAGAACUUUCUUUACAAAGCAAAAAAUGGCAAAAACUUUUUUUUUAAAUUAAAAAAUAGAAAGAACUUUCUUUACAAAGUAAAAAAUGGCAAAACCUUUUUUUACAAAUUAAAAAAUAGAAAGAACUUCCUUUACAAAACAUAAAAUCGCAAGAACUUUUUUUACAAGACAAAAAAUGACAAAAACUUUCUUUCCAGAUGAAGUUGAACGAAGGCUCAAACGAACUCAACGACUAUACUGACCAACUAUUCGUGGUAAUGGCCCUGAUAAUGCAAUAUCCAGAAGGCACAUCUAAAUACGAUCUUCAUUCGUGUCAGAACCCAGAAGCCGAUCAAUUCUCCGAUUGUAUUCGAUGUCAACAAGCUGUGUACCUGUACCAAAUUGUCAUGCAACUGGUCGAACAGUUAUGUCCAAAGAAUGAAAUUCGAAUUGAAGUUGAUGAUAUUAACCAUAGUGAUUGGCUGGCAGAAGCACAGCUGUCUGAGAGUAUUACUACGGCUUCGAGACAGGCUUCAAAUCCACUGUCACCAAGGAAUAUGAUCAGUUCUAUUGGUAGGUUUAGAGGGGUAAAGUAAGGGGGUCGUAGAAAAAAAUGGCAAGAACUUUCUUUAAAGAACAACAAAUGGCAAGAACUUUCUUUACAAUACCUAAAACGACUGAAAUUUUUCUUCAUCGUAUAACUUGUCACCCGCAGGCUGCAAAAACUAAUUUUUAUCAUAAACAGCCAAAAACUUGGUUUAAAAUUUGAAAAACUAAUUUUUUAUCAUAUUACAAUGCUCUACUACAAUAAUCACAAUUUCAGUCCAAUCUCCCGGAGUCUUUUCCAACUUCCCCCAAGCCCCCAAGGGUACUCUAGCCAGUCCUCAAUACCUUCAAGCCACAAUGGAGUCGCCAGCCUACGAUGAAUUUGCUGGGAUUCUGCCUUCAGAAGAGAUUGAAACAGCUUUCGCUGAGCAAGUUACAGUAACCGAACGAGACUUGGGUCAUGAAACGUGUCAAGUGGUGACAGAGACCCUACUUAACAGUCUACAUGAUGGCAGUGGGUGUAAUCCACAAAGUAGAGACAAUCAGUUCUGGGACACUUCAGUUGGCAGGUUUAAGUUCUCGGUUGAUCAACUCCCACCUCAACUUCAGUUUGUUCAUAGCUUACUUAUGGUGAGUUACUGUAACUUUUGUGCUUUGUAAAGAAAGUUCUUGUCAUUUUUUGCUUUAUAAACACAUUUUUUGCGAUUUUUUGUUUUGUAAAGAAAUUUUUCGCCAUUUUUUGUUUUGUAAAGAAAGUUUUUGCAAUUUUUUGUUUUGUAAAGAAAGUUCUUGCCAUUUUUUGAUCUGUAAAGAAAGUUCUUUCUAUUUCCAGAAUAUUGACCGAGAACUCGACCCAGAUGUCCAAUACUUCCUCCUAACCAUCUUGAAAUACCUAUGUCUACAUUACGAAGCCUUAAGUCAUGCCAAACGAGAAUACCGUGGAUACCUCAUCUGGACUCAAGAGAACCUUUUCAUACCUAAAUUAUGGAAAUUAUUGAAAAGCAACUUUGCUCAAGGCGGUCAAUUGGCGGUACCUCUUAUCAUUCACGCCAUGACGUUACCGUGCGGAGAGGACGUGUUUUGGAACGUUGUGAACAAAGACUUUACUAGUGCUGAAUGGGAGGUCAGGUUCAAGGCUGGUAAGGUUUACUGUAAUUUGUAGGGUUAGGGAUGGAAAGCGGGGGGGGGGUGUAAGGCUUGUGUAAAAAUAGGACAGGGUAAGGUAGGAUAAGGUACUGUAAGUAAGGCAAAGUAUGUUUAAAGAAGUGUAGGGUAGGGUAGAGCUGGUAUAAGACUAAUAUAGGGCAAGGUAAAGUCUUUUGAUUACACAAUGGUUUUUUAAUCGUAUUUUACAAAAACAUUUCAGUUGAAAGAAUUUACGUAUUGGCUCAUUUGGUACCAGCAGGACCAGUAAAAGCGAACAAAUUGCUCCAAACUUGUUUGAGUUGUGCCUUUUCUCAUCUUAUUGUAUCAGUAAACGAUCCGAAUGCUGCUGUAGCACAAAGAACAUUACUGUUACUUCAGGCCAUGCCUUCACAGGCUUUGAAUGUAAGUCAUCUUAAGUUAUAAACAAUGAAUAAUAAUCACAUUAUAGUUGAUCUGCUACUGCCUGGAAAGCCAAUUCGAUUCCUGUAUUUUGGACCGCCCUUUGAUAAUCGGCCGGAUCUUUUUACUGACACAAAUCGUGCCAAACCAAAACUUUUUCUCAUGGGAUUUCUUCAUUCAACGCUUCGAGACACUCGCUUUGGAAGCUCAACUCAAAAGACAACAAGGAGAACAUACGUUUGUUCAGGGUAAGAUUUUUUAGUUUAGCUAAGCCUUAGCCCAGAGCCUUAGCCCGGAGCCCGGAGCCCUAGACCAGAGCCCUAGACCAGAGCCCUAGCCCAGAGCUUUAGUUUAGAGCCCUAUUCCAGAGCUUUAGCCUUAGUUGUAGCCUGGGUUAUCUCUGGUUCUAGCGUGAUUUUAGUCUUAGGCUCAGCAUUAGCCUGGUUUCAUCUUUAGUCUGACCAUAAGCUUUUUAUUAUAUUGGCUUUGAAACUAGGACCGGGCUGGGCCGAAAAAUUAAGCUCGGUUUGGCCUCUUUACAGAUCUACCAUAUCUUACUCUACUUAACCCUAAGCUGACUCGAACUUUAGUACGCAAUUAAGUUUACACCAGAGAAAUACACUUUAAAAUUGUUGAAUAAUAACAUUUCAGAUCUCCUACACACAGACCCAAUGAGUGAAUUGUAUCAACGGAAAGUGACAAAAGCUCGGCAAAGUUUGAAUGAAGCUGGGUCUGUUCGGUCGAUUGUGAAAAGUCUACGCGAAAACUCAUUGAAACAUCAACUAACGAUGAGUGCCAAAGUUGAAAAAGGUUGGUUUGAAGAAUUUAGUUGUCUUCUCACGUUUUGAAUGUAACAUACGAGGCUUACAGUAUAGUAUCUCGUAUAAAAAAGUAACUACAGUCAAACCCCUUUAGUAUGAUGCUUAAGGUACUGACGUAACUCGUCAUUAUGACUAGGGUGUCACACUAAAUAUGGUUGUACUAAAGAGGUUUGACUGUAUGAAACGUACAAAGUAAAACAUCUUUGUUAUACUACAGACUUCUCAUUGUUACUGUCUUUUGUUUGAAUGUAAAAAAGUUUGCAGUUUAUUUGAGUUAAAUUUUAUUGUUAAUGUAAAUUUUUACAUUGUAAAUAUGUCAUCAAAAAGGACUUUAUUGUACUAAAAUUGUAUUUAUACUUGCAGGAUUUUUUGGCGUAUUUUACUCAAAAAAUUUAUUUAAAAUUGUGUAAAAUUUGGCGAUGGAUUGCCGUGAAGUUUUGGCUUGAUUUUCAUUUUGAGUUGGCUUGAGCUGUUCAUAUGUCUUUUUAAAAGUAUAUGUAGUGGAAAGAAAGUUUAUGCAAAUGGUAAUGAAAAAUUUACUGGAAUUUUAAUCCACUGUCUCUUUGUAGUUAAGGGAAGGGGCAAGAGUAGGGACAGGAACAGGGAGAGAGACAAGGACAAACACAGGAACAUGAACAUGAAUAUGAAAAUGAACAGGGACAUGAACAUAAACAUAAACAUGGACAGGGACAGAGAAAGGACGGAGACGCAGGGUGGAGCUAGGUCUAGUGCUCUUGCUAAGGUUAGGCUUAGGGUAAGGGAAAAUAUUCGAAAAAAAACUUUUGCAUAACUUUCUUUCCACUUCAAAAAACUUGCUGAAUUUUUGUAAAAUUGGGCUUGAUCCAAAACAAAUUGUCAUAAUAUACAGCACAAGAGAUGAAGGCCCGUCGUGCCACGCAUCUACGAGGUCGUCGCGGAGCAACAACCGGAGCCGAUGUUGCUCGAAUCAAGUUGCGGAAGGUGAUAAUGAUGGUGAAGGUGUGUAACGCUUUUCGCUCAUUCACUGAUAAGAUAUGUCAACUAACACCGAUGAAUGUGAUGAGGUCGAGAACAUCGUCACCUGAGCCUGGGCUUGUGGAAGAGCAAGGGAAUAUGAAACCGACUGCUUUGGCCGCCAUUACCACCGCUUUUCCGUGUACGGUGAAUGUGAACUUUGGUGUGAAUGUAAUGAUGUUGUUAGUGGAGGUGUGCUUUUUAUUGGUUUUUUGCAUGUUUUUGGGGGUGUUUUGGCUCCAAUUUUAAAUUUUUUAAAAAAGUUUUAAAAUGAAAUUAUCUGUGUUUACUGAUACAUUGCACAUGAUUUUUUUAAUUUACACUACCUGUCGCGUGUGUUGUUUUUUUUUGCUUUUAUAAUUAAUUUUUAACAUUAUUCAUUAUCCCUAUAUAACAUUAGCUAUAUUUAGGUUUUUUUUUCUUUUCUAAGUUAAAAUGUGCCACAUUAAGAUAACCUUGGCAAUGUUAUAGUACUUUUAGCUCUACAAAGGUACCUUGCACAAUUGUUAAGGUUACUUAACUUUUCCAAAUCCAUUUUAACUAUGUUAAGCCGCCUUUGCAAUAAUAUACCUUUAACUAUAUUAAUCUGUCCAUUUUGUUAUUUCGUUAACAUGAUCUGUCCUGUUGUACCUAUUAUCAGCUUUAAUUCAUUUUUCCAACCUCAUUUUUAUCUACAACUUUCAAAAUUUUUUAAAUUUUAAUUUUAAAAUUUUGAAUUUCAGUCGAUACAGGGCCUUCUACUAUCAAUCAGGCUGCUCAAGAUGCUGGAGGUAAGGAUAUUGAUUUUUGUGUAAAAUACGAUAAUUUACGUUUUUAAAUUUAAAUUUUUGCAAAAAAUUUUUUAAAUUUUGGAAAAAAAUUUGAUUUCUAAAUUUUUGAAUUAAAAAAAUUUUUAAAUUUUUUGAUACGACAACUCCUUUCAGGUCAAUACGGCCGUCUACGUGAAUUCACAGACGAAGAAUCCAACCUCUGUCUUCUCCUGAACCGUGUAGUUGAUAUGGAGAAUCCAGAACGUCAUACUGUAUAUAUUACAGUAGCCCUUUUCGUUCAUUUCUUAUCAAACAAGAAGCAGACUAAUGAUGAAAAGGCAUCAGCCAAGAAACAAAGUGUACUUUUAAGGCAUUUUAACACGCUGUUGGGGUACAGUAACUCGGAAAAGUGCUUCACUAUACCACCACAUCGUAUCAGGAGGGCAGCUGUCUGUAAUGCUUUUAUGUUGGGGUUGCCUCAGGUCUUGGAUAACAACAUGAUGAUUGGGAAUCAGGUGGGUUUAUAUUUGGGUUUGUCAUAAAAAUAUUCGAAAAAAAAAUUUUUAAAAAAAAUAGAAAAGAUUUUAAAAUUUUUUAAAAUUUUGAAAUAUUAGAUGUUGCCAAUAAUAGUUCAACUACUUCUUCACCUACCAUCACCUCAAAAGUACGCUAGCGAUUCAAGCUCAGCUGAUUAUUCUCUUUGUCUGCUUAGUCAGAACUUGAGGUAUCAUUGGCUACAUUCAGUCAUUUUAAUACUUUAUAAGGUAAGUUUUAAAACUUUUUUUCCAUUUUAGGUUCUGUAAGGAAAGUUUUUGUUAUUUUUUAAAUUUUUUAAACUGCGUUCAAAUCGGUUUUUAUUAAAAGGGGAUUUUGCGUCCUGCGGGUGACAUUUUACACGACGAAUUCUUAAGAUUUUUUGUUUUGUAAAGGAAGUUCUUGCCAUUUUUUACAUUUUCAAACUAGUGUUAAGUACAUCUUUAGUAAAUGUAGAUUUUGCAGUUUGCGGGUGACAUGUUAUACGACGAAUGCAUUCUUUUAAAGAUUUUUUUGAUUUAAAAAAUUUAUGCUUUGUAUAGAAAGUUUCUGUUUUUUACUUUGUAAAAUUUUUUUUGUUAUUUUGGGCUCUGUAAAGAAAGUUCUUGCUAUUUUUUCUCCAGUAAACAAAGUUCCUUCCAAUUUUUAAAUUUCAUUCAAAAUUUAAAUUUCAGUACCGCUUCGACGCCCUUCCCAUCAGUGAUCUGAUAACAAAGUUGAUGAUGAUAGUGAUAGCGACGUUGGAAUGUCAUUGCCAUGUGUUCGAAUGCAAUGCCACUGAAGCUCAUGUACCAGAGUUCGAAGAGUGGAGUGACACUUCAGAUGAGUCGGAAGAAGAGAAAGUGAUAAAAGAAGAGGAAGAUGAUAAUAAGAUGGUGCAUUUGGAAGAGGGGCUACACAGUCGACCAGAGAGUUUAAAGGUCAACCAGUUGAGAAGCAACCAGCCGGCUAUUAUUGAACCGGUAGGGUUUUAGUUGGCAUUUGGUUUGAAAUUUUUAAAAAAUUGUUUUGUAAAUAAAGUUUUUGCCAAUUUUUGAUUUUUAAAGAAAGUUUUUGCCAUUUUUCGUUCUGUAAAGAAAGUUCUUGUUACUUCACAUUAUAUCUACUACAAUAUACCAUUUCUAGGAAUCCGGGACACCUUCAAAACUCUUGGCCAACUCUCGACGAAACAAACGAAAAGGUCAACGGAAGAAGAAACGAAUAGUACGUGCUGAGUGUGUACGACUAGCCUGUACCUACUGUAACACACCUAUCGAAACCUUUGAUGAAGAGACAAUAAGUUUGUGUUUAAUAGCACUCUCGACCUUUCUACACCGAGAGUCGUCGAUGGCUGCACCAUUACUGUAUCGUAUCAUUAAAACUGUCACUACGUUCAUACAUUACCCAAUGUAUCCUUGGAAUGAGAACAAUGUUUUCGUGCCAGGAAACAGUCAAAGCGUGGCCAAGCAAUUGAUCAGGGUCAUUAUUCAUCAGGUAAGAACACAGAAAUUAAAGUAGGAAAGGUUAUUGUCAAAUUAAAAAAAAAUUUAAUUACAGUAUCUCUUCUAUUUUAAAAAUAAAGUUUAAUUUUUAAGUUUUCAACCAGUGGAAUUGCCCUCCAGCUUUUCGAUUCAAAGAUCGACAAUCCAUUAGCCUUCUGGGAGACAAUAUGCAAAUCUCUGAUGGACUUCACCGAUCUAAAUCCGAUUGCCUUGAUCCAAUGUCUGUUCGAUGAUCUUAUGAACAAUUGGACUUUGAAAUUGGAUCGAGUAUUUCAUAAUUUGGCAGCUUUUAUCAAUUAUGUUCCACUUGAUACCUACUUUUCGAACUGGACGGCCGUUGUCGCGCAACUGGACGCGUUCUUCAGACGAUAUCAAAGUCAGGUAAUAGUUUAUAUUGUAGUAAACAUGUUGAGAAAGGUUUUUUGAAGGAUAUUUACUUUGAUUUUGAGCUAAAAUUUGCAUAAUCUGGCUGUUUUUCUUAAGUUUUGACGAAAGUAUAGUAGUAGGUCGUUUUACAUGAUUUUUUGGCCAUUUUUUGUUGAUAUCAAUAAUUUUUUUGAUUAAAAACCAUUGUAAAGUACGAUAAACUAACUCUUCUUUCCUUACAGAUAAUCUCCGAGAACAACAGCAAUGGCAAUAGCCAAAGAAAGCCGAUUAAAACCGAGUUCAAGAGCUUGAUUGCCGUAAUGUCGCAAGUGAUGAAAGUACAAAACUUUUCGACCUUCAAAACUUCAGUCGCAAUGGUCGAAGCGUACGGUAAAUGGAUGACAGAAGCACUACAUGAAUGUAAAGCAGACUUGAAGGACUUGUUAUCAAUCUGUUCGAUUUGUAAUCGAGCUAUGCAUCGGGUAGGUGAAGAUACAGAAUAGUAUUUGGUUGUUCAGAUGUCUGCGCUUUUUUUAAAGGAAAUCUUUGGAGUUAAAGGGUGCAGAAUUAUUUGAACAACCUUAUAUUGUAAGCUUGUAAAAUAUUUUUUAUGAAAAUUAACAUCUUUGCUGGGUGGCCACAACGUAUUUUACCAUCAACUUUGAUUUAAGUUAACGUCUUAAAGUAUUUUAAAGCCACCAAUAGGUAAGCAAACUAGGAUUUGGGUUUAAAAGAAAAUUUUAAAAACCAGAGCCAAUCGUAUUUUACAAACUCGAAAUUUUUUUAUUUUACAGAAAAUACGAAAAAGAAUAUUUUGCGAGAGUUUGGUUAAGGUAUCAAACAUGAAACCUUGAGGUUUUUUGCAACUUGUAGUUUUUCAUAUGAGGCUUUUAAUUUUUUAAGUUACAGUAGUUUUGAGUUUACUGUACUGUACGCUUUUAGUACCUAGCGUCUAGUGUAAUAUAUGUCACCUCAUUUACUCACGAGACGCUAUAAUACUGCUCUUUAAGAAAGGCGUAUUUUACAUCAAAAUUGCUUUACCUUUUAAUUCUUUUAAAAUUUUUUUAUCACGUUCACCAACCUCUUUCAGGAACGUGACAAGCAAUGUCUGACCAGAGUAAUAGUGACAGAACUUGUUCAUGCCAUCAAAUUCCGUUGUGAACUGGUAGAGACCAACUAUAUGACGAUUGUAAAGCUGGUGUUACAAGACUUUGGAGAAAACGUGUCGGAUGACAUACCGGAUCUGGAUCAAUAUAGUACUGGAGGGUCCGAAACGAUACGACCGUUUUUGUCUGAUUUAUUGGAAUUCAUCGCUGAUCUUCAUGUGUUAAGCAAAUUGAAAAAGCAGACGAAUAGCGAUCGAAUGGGCGGGGAUUUGAAGGUAAGGGCUUAUUUUUACUCUACCCUUCUUUAUCCUAUCCUACUUUUUUCUACCCUACCCUACCCUCUCUCCUAUGCAAGUCAAAAUAGACUGCACCGUGUAAACCUAAAUAGACUGCACCCUGCAAGCUAAAACAGACUGCACCGUGCAAGUCCACAUUGCCUGCAUCGUGCAAGCCCCAUCAGAUUGCACAGUGCAAGCAAAACUAAACUACUCCGUGCAAAAAUAAUAAAAAAAAAAUAAUGAGUGCAAUAAAACUUCAAUUUAAAUUUUAGUACUAUAUAGUAUUAUCCUAUACAAACUAGUACCAAAUAAACCUAAUAUUCUUGAGACACUACUAAAAAUAUCGUUAAAACUUCUAUUUUCAGGCCGGCCUAGCCGAGACUCUAGCCCUCGAAAUGAGUAGACCAGCUCACAGAGACAAUCGAACUGUCGGUCGAUUCAUUCCUUGGCUCUUAUCACCUCCCAACAUCACUCAAGCUGUCCCUGGAGCCUUUGCUGAGAGUGUUACCAAUGUCAGAGUCUUAUCAUGGCUAUUAUUGGGAGCUCUUCAUGCUAAUCAAGAGUGCUUCCCAGUCCCAAUCAAUUGUUCCAAUCACAUGGCUGAUUACAUUCACUUUGUAUUGGCUGGAUUUGCGGAUCAAAGCAAGGUAACGUUUUGAAAUACGUUUACAAACCAAAAAAUGGCAAGAACUUUCUUUACAAAUCAAAAAUUGGCAAAAACUUACUUUACAAAACAAAACAUGGCAAGAACUUUCUUUACAAACAAUUUCAAAAUUUCAGCAAUCCGUGGUCCACAUGUCAGCCCUCUUUCACGCCUUCCAUCUGUGCCAAUUAUGGACUGUCUAUUGUGAAAAGGCAGCCUCAGUAAACGAAGACAGCUUCAACAAAGCGCCAGAGAACAUUGUGGAUUUCUGGAGUCGUGUAACCCCUGCCAUUCUACAGCUUUUGUCACACUCAAAAGUCUUGGCUGAUAUGGUUAAUCUUCAUUUCGUCAAUACAAUUCAAGCUCUACAACAAUGUAACAGUGCUACACUGUGUCAGUUGUAUCCAAUGUGGCAGCCGAUUCUUACCGUAUACCAUUCACAGAUUCCUUCACAAUUGAGGAUCAAACUGGAUGCUUGUGAGAACCAGGCCCCAGUCGAUGCGGCACCAUUGGCACCAUGGCUAAAGAAGGUGCGGUACAAGAUUUCACAAAUCGAACUACAGACUUCGGCUGCUUCACCGUUUUACAAUGUUUGA
Molecule: messenger RNA, 14327 nt
Organism: Bursaphelenchus okinawaensis
Lineage: Eukaryota; Metazoa; Nematoda; Chromadorea; Rhabditida; Aphelenchoididae
Source: the annotation of a GenBank genome assembly